Molecule: messenger RNA, 936 nt
Organism: Penicillium soppii
Lineage: Eukaryota; Fungi; Ascomycota; Eurotiomycetes; Eurotiales; Aspergillaceae
Product: ATP phosphoribosyltransferase
Exons: 4
Coding region: 1-936 (311 amino acids)
Biological process (GO): L-histidine biosynthetic process
Cellular component (GO): cytoplasm
Molecular function (GO): ATP phosphoribosyltransferase activity; magnesium ion binding
Source: RefSeq, a predicted model, not a curated record
AUGGAUCUCGUCAACCACCUCGAAGGCCGUCUUCUCUUCGCCGUGCCCAAAAGCAAGUUCUCUCCCAACAAGGGCCGUCUCCAACAAGCCACCCUUGACCUCCUCGCCGGCUGCGACGUCCAGUUCCGCCGCGAAACCCGCCUCGACAUUGCGCUCGUCAAGAAUCUGCCCAUCGCGCUGAUCUUCCUGCCCGCCGCCGACAUCCCGACCUUCGUCGGCGAAGGCCGCGUCGACCUCGGUAUCACCGGUCGUGACCAGGUCGCCGAACACGACGCCACCCUCCCCGCCGGCGAAGUCUCCGGCGUCGAGGAGAUCCUCGAUCUCGGCUUCGGCGCCUGCAAGCUGCAGGUGCAGGUCCCCGAGAAGGGCGACUACAAGGAAGCUAAGGAUCUCGUUGGCCGCAAUGUCGUGACGAGCUUCACUGCCCUGACUGAGGCAUUCUUCCGCGGUCUUGAGGGCGUCGAGGCCGGCGCCAAGCUCAGCACUAAGAUCAAGUAUGUCGGUGGCAGUGUGGAGGCUGCUUGCGCGCUGGGUGUUGCCGACGGUAUUGUCGAUCUUGUUGAGUCUGGUGAGACCAUGAAGGCGGCUGGUUUGAAGGCUAUUGACACAGUUGUGUCGAGCACAGCGGUGCUGGUCAAGGCCCGCGAGUCAAACAGUGAUAUCCUCACUCUGCUCACGUCCCGUCUGCGUGGUGUCAUCACUGCGCAGAAGUUCGUGCUGUGCCAAUACAAUAUUCCCCGUGCUCAGCUGCCUGUCGCAUCGAAGAUCACCCCCGGCAAGCGUGCGCCUACUAUCACUGCGCUUGAGGAGGAAAACUGGGUCGCUGUUAGCUCGAUGGUGGAGAAGAAGCGCAUUGCUACGGUGAUGGAUGAGCUGAGCACAGUUGGCGCGACUGAUAUCUUGGUGCUGAACAUUGCCAACUCGCGCACUGAUUAA